AUGCCCAACGAUAAAACCCCUUCCUCUCCGCCACGAUCUCCCGGAAUCCCGGUGGUUGUGUCCAUCGAAGAGAAGAAUAAACAAGCAGACGCUUCCAAUCCCGUUCUCUCCAGUUUGCCGCAGAAGUAUAUUCCAUCGACUCCGACUACGAUGCCGUUACCUCCACCACCAGCGUACUCCGAGAGGGAUCGUGAGCAGGGUUUCAUUGGGAGGAUGAAGAGAAAAGUGAGAAGGAACGCUAAACUCAAUGAGGAAAGGGUAAGCCUCAAUCUCCCAUCUUUGCUACUCUAGUUUCGACUUUAAAACUUACUGUUUUCUUUUUUCAGAUCAGUGCUAUUUGUGUUCCAAUCUUCUUGACAUGGCUGUUGGUCGCUUCUUUCUUCGCUGGCCUUCUUUUCUACAGAUAUUUCGGUCACAGAGCGGCCGAAUCGACUUUUUAUCGCUGGUGUGGAACUGAUUACCUGGACAGUGACAUGGAAGAGCCUCAAAGAUUAGAACAAAAGCUUGAGAUCAACCAGGAAGAGGUGAGAUUUAUCAUCCACAUAAUGCUAACUUUCUUUGUCAUAAAAUCUAUGUUGAAUACAUGCUUAUUGGCUUUUUUGCUUUCAGCUUUACGAGCGAAUUCAAGUUCCUAAAUUUGGAAUCAACCGCCCAGCCGUGUUUGUGCAUGAUUUCCGCAAAAACAUCACUGCCAUCGUUGACAUCCUCGGAGAACGUUGCUUCCUCAAGGAUCUCGACAGGUCUCUGGUCGCCCCACCAAAGAACUUCAUCGAUCUUAUUCAAAAAAUGGAGGUAAGUAAUCCUUUUGUUUACACCUUUUAAUUCCUUAAUAUCACAUUCUUCUCCUACUCAGAACACCACAUAAUGUUAAAGAUUAGUAAUUGUCAAUUUCAGAAAGGUUACUACGCCCAAAAUCCUCGAGUAAUCCGCGAGACUUACCGAGUAGGCGAUCGGUUGAAUCCUCUGGAGUUGAAGGGUCUGGGAUCAGCGAUGGUUUCCAAACACUGUCAAGGAAAGGAGGUGUUCAGGUUGGAAAAGGUGGCCCCAACUCCGGAUGAGAGAUUCUACGGACAAAGGAGAAGACGAGGUAAGGAGACGCAGUAAAAUUGACAACUUCAGUUGUCUUUGUAGCUAGAUAUUAAUUUUUGUCUGCUUAUUUUUGGACAUCUUUGAGAUCAAUCAAAAAUAACAAAAGUUGUGUGCCUUUUGCUGCUUCAGAAUACUAACAAACCCUCUUUCAGAUGCUCCAAACUCCCUGAACUUCGCAGUCCUCACUGGCGAGAACGUGGAACUCGAAAAUAUCAUCCUCUAA
Molecule: messenger RNA, 1312 nt
Organism: Bursaphelenchus xylophilus (pine wood nematode)
Lineage: Eukaryota; Metazoa; Nematoda; Chromadorea; Rhabditida; Aphelenchoididae
Source: the annotation of a GenBank genome assembly